AUGCUGCGCACACCCGCCGCCAGCGCUGUCUCUUCCCUCUUGACUAGACAAUCCGCUGCUUUCCUCCCCAAACCUCAGACGACUCUCCAGUGCCUCUCCCGCACAUCUGCCCCGCGCCCCAAGCUCGUAAACCAGUCCCCAGCCCAGAAGACUACAGCCCGCCCCAUCGCAACCAUGUCUGCCACUCCCCUCCUCGAGCUCAUCAAGGCCCGCCGCAGCUACUACCCGCUGUCCAAGGACCUGCCCAUCUCCAAGGAGCGCAUCUCCGAGAUCGUCAAGGAGGCCACCCUGCACGUGCCCAGCUCCUUCAACGCCCAGCCCACCCGCGUCGUCGUGCUGUUCGGCGCCGAGCACGAGAAGCUCUGGGACAUCACCAUCGAGGUCCUGAAGGGCAUCGUCCCCGAGGACAGCUGGAAGGCCACCGGCGAUAAGCUGAACAUGUUCAAGGCCUCCGGCGGCUCCGUCCUGUUCUUCGACGACGAGGAGACCGUCAAGGGCCAGCAGACUGCCUUCCCCCUCUACAGCGACCGCUUCCAGCCCUGGGCCACCCAGGCCAACGGCAUGCUGCAGCACACCGUCUGGGUGGCCCUGGAGGCCGAGGGCCUGGGCGCCAACCUGCAGCACUACAACCCCCUGAUCGACCAGAAGGUCGCCGCCCAGUGGGGCCUGCCCGCCAGCUGGAAGCUCAACGCCCAGCUCGUCUUUGGCGGCAAGACCGGCGAGGCCGGCGAGAAGAGCUUUAUCCCCGUCGACGACCGCGUCAAGGUCUUCGGUGCUUAA
Messenger RNA from Neoarthrinium moseri, 780 nucleotides. RefSeq lists its product as uncharacterized. Bases 1 to 780 code for a protein of 259 amino acids. NCBI's taxonomy places the organism in Eukaryota, Fungi, Ascomycota, Sordariomycetes, Amphisphaeriales, Apiosporaceae. The record is from RefSeq and is a predicted model, not a curated record. The transcript has 2 exons. Gene Ontology annotation, biological process: cellular response to oxidative stress.